Molecule: messenger RNA, 9399 nt
Organism: Mizuhopecten yessoensis (Yesso scallop)
Lineage: Eukaryota; Metazoa; Mollusca; Bivalvia; Pectinida; Pectinidae
Product: transcriptional regulator ATRX-like
Exons: 31
Coding region: 119-6637 (2172 amino acids)
Cellular component (GO): nucleus
Molecular function (GO): ATP binding; ATP hydrolysis activity; ATP-dependent chromatin remodeler activity
Source: RefSeq, a predicted model, not a curated record
CAUCGUCUGUAUGCCGCCAUUUGCAGAGAACAAGAGAGAAAUGGCAAACUAAUCAUAAGUCGAUCUUUUCUCCAUCUCUUCAUCGAGACGUUGAAGUCUUGGUGUCUUCAUAACAACAAUGUCUUCUAGAAGUGGAUCUUCCAGAAGAAAACCUGCACAGGUCAGUCGUGCAGUAUUUGAAAACUCCUCGGAUGAGGAUGAUGCUGGGAAUGGUAAAAAAGAAAACGGGGACUCCCAGUCAGAAGAGGAUAUUCUAGAGGAACUGCCAGAAGGUACAGUGGUUGUCAAUCCGGAACCAGUUGAGGAGAAAAACCCAACCUUCAAGGGACCUGAAUUUGUGUCAGGAAAACGAAAAAGCACAGGUAUCGUUGAUGCCAGUGGCUUAAUGGCCCGUGUGACCUGUACGGCCUGCCACAAACAAAUCAACACAAACAAGAAAGGGUCUGCUCGACGACAUCCUCUCCUCAAAGUCCUCAUCUGUAAGCGCUGUCGUACCUAUUACGAUAGUGGCCCAAUACAGAAGGACAAGGAUGGUCUGGAUGAGCAGUGUCGGUGGUGUGGAGAAGGAGGACGUCUGUUUGGAUGUGACUUCUGUCACAAUGCCUUCUGUAGGUCCUGCAUCAUACACAACCUAGGGAGAUCAGAACUAAUGCGUGUUCAGAACGAUGACAAGUGGAAGUGUUAUGUGUGCAAUUCUAAGGCACUUAGACCACAGCGGCAUGAGUGUGAGGCAGUGCUUGAGCAAAUUAAGAAGGAGGACCAGAAAGCAAAAAACGCCUUGGAACGAGAAAAAGAAAGAGAGAAAAAUAAAGAUAAGAAGGAUAUCCCUUCCAGUAAAAACACUCCUUCUUCAAAGUCUAGUGACACAGCAAAAAACACUCCUUCUUCAAAAUCUAGUGACACAGUUAAAAAUCCUCCAUCUUCAAAAUCUAGUGACACUAAACAGUCUAUUGUGAAAUCCACAGGUGGAAAAAUAGCCCCUGGUAUUAACCCCAAGGUUGAAGUAGUAGUGGUUGGACCAAAAGUACCCAUUGCAAUUCAGCCCAAACCAAUGCCCAAGAACAUGCCAUCCCAACAAAAGCCACUUGGGCCUGCACAACAACAGCUCAAAAACCUUUUGUGUAUGCCCUCUGUUCCGCAACAGAAUGCGCUUCAACAAGCACCUGUACACAGAAUGAUGAAACAGCAGCUGCCAAUGUCAAAUCCAGUGAUGGGUAGAGUGGGGUUUGUAUCUAGUCUUGAUCCAGUAUUGAUUACUCUUCCCAUGUUGAUUGAAGAAUUCAAAAAGAACAUAACACCAACAACAAUUCCACAAGUUCUAGCUAAGCUGAUGAGUAUUACAAACUCUCUAACUUUGUUGAUGUCAUCGAUUAAAAUGAACAUCAUGGACAAUCAUAUAAGUUCGCCACGAUUUGAAUCUGUUAAUGCCAUGAGCUUGCAGAGUCGAAAAACAGCAGUCGACUGUUUAGUCAGUGGGUUGGAGCUCUUUCUUCAAGAACUGCAAAUCACAACAGUAGGCGAGUAUGUACCGCCACCCCAAGAGAAGAGUGACUUUAAGGGGGCUAAUGGUUCUGCUGCAGAUGUGUCAACUUCAAACAAUUCUGGCAAUGCAAAUGACUCAGAACCAGAGGUGGUAGAGAUAGAGUCUCCUACCAAACCGAUGCCCGACAUCAACGAUCAGAUUAUAGUAGAAUCUGAUUCAGAGGAAGAGGUAGUACCGGUUAAUAUGGAUGUUUCUCAGAAGGUUGAUGUAACAAAAGAAAAUGAUGAGAAAAAAUCUGAAACUGACAAGGAAAUGGAAGAAAAACCGACAGAGGACAAAUCAUCCGAUGAUGAGGGCAUGGAAGUAGAGGAUACAACAUCUAAAGAUGAAGAGGAUAGAACAUCUAAAGAUGACAAGGACACAACUGCUAAAGCUGACAAGGACACAACUGCUAAAGCUGACGAGGACACAACUUCUAAAGAUGAAGUUAAAGAAAAAUUGGACAAAAAGUCCAAAGAGAAAAGUCCCAAGAAACAGUUGAAUACAGGAACAGAAAGUCCCAAGAAACCUAAGAAAUCUAGUGAUGAAAAAGAGGGAAAUGAUAAUGUUGACUCUGAAAAUACAGAGGCUCAGUUAGAACUGUUGAAAGAGCUAGCAGAUGAGUUAAUAAAGAAUGGCAAGAAAACGGAUUCUGAAUCUGAUGAAGAAAAUACAGAGUGUGAGGAUGAAGAUGAUACCAGCAAUUGUCAAAAUAAAGAGCAAAGUGAUGAAGACAAAACGGAAAAUGUUGUUGAGGAAAAAGAAAAGAAUGACGAUAGGAAAUCUGAAAGUAGUAAGGUUAAAAAGGGUAGGGACAACAAAAAGAAAAAUGUUAAAGAUGAUGAAAAAGAUAAACAGAAAAGUGAAAACGAGGAAGAGGACAAUCAAAAUAAACCUGUGUCCAGUGCAAGCAGUAAUGAUGAAAGUGAUUCAGACAGUGAGAAUAGUGAUGAAUCUGGACCUGCUGCUAGGAGACGAUUAAGGAAGAGGAAGGCCAAGAAAGAAGAUGAAAAAUCAGAAAAGAAAGGCAAAGGGAGUUUGAAAAUACGUCUGCGACUACCUACCAGGAGUAAAUCACAACAAAAAGAAGAAAAGAAAGGUGAGAGGAGAAGCAGUCGUUCAAAGACGGCAGAGGAGUCCCAGGAUUCUGAUGAUAAAGAUAGUAGAUCUAAAGGCAAGGACAAGAAAAAGGGUGUGGAAUCAGAGUCUGAUAAUUUUGACUCUGACUUGGAGGACGAAAUAGAUAAGUUAGCAAAAGAUCCAAAAGUACAGAAAAAGAAAAAGAAAUCCGAGAAAGAAGAAGAGGAAGAAGUAAAACCAAAGAAAGGGAACAAGAAAGGAAUUAAAGAAGAAGAAAAUAAGAAAUCUAAAGGCAAGGAGGAGGAGAAGGGGGACAGUGACAGCAGUGAAGGUACAGAUAACUAUGAUCCUGGGGAGGCUGCAGAAGAGGAGGAGGAAGAGGAGGAACCCAUGGACACUGUGGAUCCUCCCCCAGACCUCUCAGAUAAGGGGAAUUCUUCUACAGAAGUGGAGGGUAGUGAUGAAGACAGUGAUGACAGUAGUGAUUCUGAAGUGAUCAUUAACAGUCCGAAGAAGAAAAAAGGUGGAAAAACUGGGUCUAAGAAAACUAAGAAAUCAGAGUCUUCUGACUCUGAUGCACCCAAAAAAAAGAAACCACUGCGCACAAAACUGCUAGAUGCAAAAUUGUCGGAGUCUGAUGAUUCUGAUUUCCAGGUAUCGAAGAAAGGAAAAGGUAAGAAAAGAAAAGCAAAGACAGAUUCAUCGGAGGAGGAUGAGUCGACUGAGGAGGACAGUGAUGCCAAGAAGAAAGGACGUGGUAAAAGGUCUGCUGUUUCCAAACAGAAGGAAAAGGGCAAAAAGGGGAAACAAAAGAGACGACGUAUAAAGAUAGCAUCAGAGUCCUCUGAUGAGAAGAUGAGCACAGAAGGAGAAGAAGAAAUGAAAAAGGAGAAAAAGAAAAAGAAGAAAAAGAAAAAAGGAUCUAGUUCGGAAGAAGACGGAUCGGAUGAUGAUGAAGAUGAAGAUGGGGAGGGAUCACCAUCCAAGGGCAGAAAAAAGAUCCGUAAGAUCAAAUCCGACAAGAAAUUGACUGAUUCAACACGCAAAGCUGUCAAGGCUGAGCAGGAACGCCGAAAGAGAAUUACAGAGAAGCAAAAGGAGUUCAAUAACGUUGUGGUGGAAGACGACCCUUCAUCACCCACCAAAUGCCCUAUCACAAAACAGCUGGUCCUUGAGUAUGACAAAGAGACCAAGGAACCGUUGAUAGAGGUUGAUAAAAGGCUGAUCACCAAACUGAAGCCCCAUCAAGUUGAAGCUGCACAGUUCAUGUGGGACUGCACCAUUGAGUCUGUGGAACGUACGAAAAAAGAGAAGGGAGCAGGCUGUAUCCUAGCUCAUUGUAUGGGCCUGGGCAAGACUUUAUCUGUGAUAACAUUUCUACACACUGUGAUGAAUCACUCGGAUUUGACGGGAAUCAAAAAGGCUCUGGUGGUGGGCCCUCUCAAUACAGUUCUCAACUGGCAAAAUGAGUUUGAAACCUGGCUUAGUGGUGAGAUGGGAGAGGAAUUUUAUGAGGUUUUUGAGAUCUCCAGUGUGAAACAGAAUGUCGCGAGAGCUGACGUGUUGAAACACUGGCACAAGAAUGGAGGAGUGAUGAUAAUUGGUUACGAGAUGUUCCGCAACCUUACACAGGGCAAUCACUGUCGCAGCAAAAAGCUGAAACAAAUAUUUAGGGAGACAUUGGUGGAUCCAGGUCCCGAUAUCUGUGUGUGCGAUGAAGGGCACAUUCUCAAGAACGAUGCCUCUGCCAUUUCCAAGGCUAUGAACCAGAUUGUAACAUUGAAGCGGAUAGUCCUUACCGGAACUCCUCUCCAGAACAAUCUAGUUGAAUAUCACUGCAUGGUAAAUUUUGUGAAGCCAAACCUUUUGGGGACAAGAAAGGAGUUCUGUAAUAGAUUUGUCAAUCCCAUCGUCAAUGGACAGUGCACAGACUCGUCAUCUCAUGAUGUACGCCUCAUGAAACGUCGUGCACACAUAAUCCAUGAAAAACUGGCUGGAUGUGUCCAGAGGAAGGACUACUCGGCCCUCACCAAAUUCCUGUCACCGAAGUAUGAGUAUGUGAUUUCUGUGCGGCUGUCUAAGGUCCAGAUAGAGUUGUACCAGAAGUACCUUGACAAAACUGGCAGUGCUAACAAUGUUAUGGGCAAGGGAGCGAAGCUGUUUUCUGACUACCAGGCUUUAAUGAGGAUCUGGACUCACCCCUGGGUCCUCAAGAUGGAUGAAGUACGCCAGGAAAAAAAGGCCAAAUGGGACGACGAGGACUCCUUCGUUGAUGAUGAUGGCAGUAUGAGCGAGGAUGAAUCGGUAUCUGAACCUAGCAAGUGUAGCAGCAGCGAAAGUGAUGUGGUUGCCAUCAGUGACAAUAGCAGCGAUGAGGACGAUAAACCAAGAAAGUCAAGGGGCAACAGGGAAGCAGGCAGCUCAAAAGACUCAGAUGAAGUUGUUGUCAACUCCAAGGGAGAGGUUGUGAAGAAAUGGACAACAAGGUCAAGAGGAGGUGAAGGCACCGAGUGGGAAGGCAUCAUCAAGGCAGCUGAGGAAGAACAGGAGGAGGAACGUCCUCUCACCACGGACUGGUGGGCCGAUUAUGUCACAGAGGAGGACGCAACAAGGAUAGAGCUCAGUGGCAAACUGUCACUGCUGUUUGAAAUCCUUCGUAUGUCUGAGGAGAUUGGUGACAAGGUGUUGGUAUUCAGCCAGAGUUUGUUGUCAUUGGAUCUGAUCGAGGAUUUCUUGGAAAAUAUCGACAAGAAACACCAAGAGGAAAUUGAGGAAAAAGAGAAGAAGAGAAAAGAAAAGGAAGAGGAAGAAAACAAGAAUAAAGAGGGUAAAGAAGAGGGUAAUGAGGAUGAGAAAAAAGAGGGUAAUGAGGAUGAGAAAAAAGACAAAGAAGACAAGGAGGAAGAGAAGAAAGAUGAAAAGGAUAAGAAAGAAAAAGAUGAAGAGGCUACACCAGAUGAGAAUGUGUUUGGUAAACAAUGGACGAAAGGCGCUGACUAUUUACGUAUGGAUGGAUCAACGAGUGCCCAACACAGAAAAGCCCUAGCAGAAUCCUUCAAUAACCCCGAAAACUACCGGGCGAGGUUGUUCAUUAUUUCCACAAAGGCUGGUGGUCUGGGAAUCAAUCUUGUCGCAGCUAACAGGGUCAUCAUAUUUGAUGCUUCAUGGAAUCCGUCAAAUGAUGUGCAGUCUGUGUUCCGGGUGUACAGAUUUGGACAGAACAAGCCUGUAUAUAUAUACCGAUUCCUAGCACAGGGCACCAUGGAGGAGAAGAUUUAUGAACGACAAGUAACAAAGCAGUCAUUGUCUCAGCGUGUAGUAGAUGAACACCAAAUAGAGCGUCACUUCACCUCCCACGACCUCCAGGUCCUAUACACCUUCAAACCUGACAGAUUAGACGAUCCCAACAGGGAAGAGAAGCCAACACCAGAAUUGCCGAAGGACCACAUGCUUGCUGAGAUGCUCCAGAGCCACAAGGAAUGGAUUUGUUGUUACCAUAAGCACGAUUCGCUGCUGGAAAACCAGAUAAGUGAGGAGCUGACUGAGGAGGAGAGGCAGGCGGCUUGGAAAGAGUUUGAGGAGGAGAAGCAAGGCAUCGCAAAUAAUGUCCGCCAGCAGAUCAUGGGUAUGAACAACUUCCAAGGAAUGGCUGGGGCAAUGGGCCCUAACAUUAACAUGAAUAUGCUGAUGCAGCAAGGCGGCCUAAGGCUCCCAGCAAUGGGUGGUAUGCCUGGCUCCAACAUGCCAUUCAACCAGCAGAACCUGCUGCAGUUGGUCCAGGAUAUGAAGACCAGGUUCCCAAACCUGCCUGAGGACCAGCUGACGGCCAGAGUACAGGGCGUUAUACGUCACAUCAUCACAAGUCAGUACAUGCAGCAGCAGGAAAUGCAGAAACGACAGCUGGAACAACGUGAAAUGCAGCACCAGCAGCAGCUUCAUCAGAUCCAGGCCCAGAUCCAGCGCCAGCAGCAGCAGCUGAACGCACACCAGAGGAUGGGGAGUAACUUUGAUCAACAGCCCAACAACAGGAGAUAAUCCUUGUGGACAUAGGCUACAGAUAUUGUGCUCUUUACGCAAAUUCUGCUGUGGAUUGGACACUGAGGAUGCGGGUUACCACAGCAUGAUGAUCUUACAGUAGUAUAUAUUAUAAAACCAAAAUGAAGAAGCACAGCCGAUUGACAGAAGGAAUGAUGUUCUCAAUAUCUUUUUCUGAGCGUGUUAGUCUGCUUAGCUUAAUAACACCUUACUGAAGGGUUGUGGAUAAUUUAUUAUUGUUCAAGAUUCUUUUGAGCAUUCGAGUUUGAAAAUAAACGUUAUAGAUGAUAUUUUUGUAUCGGUAAAGUAUAAACCUUGGCAAGAUGUUGUUGAGCAGAACUGGACCCAUGUAUUGGGUUUGACCAGUUGUGACAUUGUCAUAUGUAAAAAAAUCUUUGUUCUAGUCUGUAUAAAUACCACCAGGAAAAAAAUGGAUGCUUUAAAUUAAUGUGAUUUUUUUUUUUUUUAAAUUGAACUAAUAAAACUUGUGUGAUCAUGAACAUAAAGCAUUUAGAAAAAGGGACAUAACUCAACACUCAACUGUCUAGCAAGGCAAUCUAAAUUUUGAGUAUAGUUUGUUGUUAUUGUUAGAUUUAAAUUGGUCUUAGCAUGAUUAAAAUUGACAAAUUUAUUUGAAUAUUGAAGGAUAUUAAUUAGAGGCAUUUGUAAUAAUGUUUAUGUCAACUUUCAAUUUUGCAUAUUUUACAAAGCACUCUUUAUGUAUUUUACAAAGCACUCGUUAUGUAUUCAUUGUUGAAAUGGUAAAUGAUUAUAGUCCUACACUAUCGGGGUUUGUAUACAAUUUCUUGGGGGAAAAAAUGGAAACUGAAUAGAAAAAGUAUGUAAAUUUUAAUGACUGGUCCUAAAAAGUCCUAGAAUGAAAUUUUAAUUUUCAUGCCAUAGUUCUAAUUUUGACAGACUACAGAAUUGAUUGAUGAAUUUGAUAGAAUCCUCUUAGCUUUGUCAAACUCUUGGUGUCUGCAUUUAAACAUCUCUGAAAGUUUCCCAUUGUGCAUUGAUAUUUGCUCAUAUUGCAAUAUUCUGAUUAUUCAAAGAAAUAAUAAUAAUAAUGAUCUGUAUGUUUGUAUUUGAAGCUCCUUGAAGUUUUAAGUCCUUUGAAAUAGUCAAAAUCUUGUACAAACCCUGAAUACCCGACAUCAGUGGGAACACCAGGCUAUAUUUCAGUGUGCCUGAUUUUUGUUGGAACACAGAGUUAUAAUUAGUAUGGUGUAUCUGACAUUUUCAGGAGCACAGGAUGAACAUCUGUUACACAUGACUUUUUCAGGAGAACAAGAUUAUAAUCUGAUGCUCCUGACCUGUUUAGGAUGUGGUUUAAUUGUACAUUGAUUCUACCUUAUUUAUGAUGCUGUUUAUGUAAUUGGGAACAGUUGAGUCCAUUCAGAUUGUAAAAAUAUACAUUGUGCACACUAUUUAUGUCCUCAGCUUUUCACUUUUGACUGUGAUCAGAUAGAAUGAAAGGAUAUGCGUGUGGUUAAGUCUUGCAUGGGAUGAUGGGUAGGUCAGCUCUUGGUUGGUAUUCAUGUUUUCUGUGCGAGGAUUGACAAGUCAUUAAAGUAGAGCCAAUGUUGUAAUGUUAAGGUAUUUUACAUCAUUUAUCGUGUGUGUUGGUGCUUUUGUUUUUCUAGUGCUUCUAAGGUCACUAAAACCUUUGGUAGCUUGAGAUUUGAUGUAGAAAAACAUGAGUUUGCGGUGAUGUGAGAAUCUGGUCUUAUUCAAAUUAAUUGAUUUUUGUUUUGUUUCAAUUAGUAACAUGGUUUCAGUACUGUUACCAGAGUAACACAGAUAUUACCUGUAAGACCUGGACAGUCUUGCAGGUUAAAAGUAAUCAGGCCAAAAUAUAGGGCUGUUCCAAAUAUGAAUGUAAGGGAGGGAUGGGAGGCACUCUUUUUCAGAGACCCUAUUACCUAUCAAAUAUUAAAAGUGAUUUGAUGUAAGAAAUUGUAGGCAAAUCUGGUUUUAACCCCACCAUCCACAAUAUAUUAAUACAGGUGCCUCCCACCUCCCCAAUACAAUGAACCCACUUGCCCCUAAAGUCACAUUUGAACCUUACCAAAUCAAAGACUGGGCAAGUCCAGUGUAAAAAUGUAUGGGUGAUUGAAUUAUUUAUGGAAUAGCCUCUUACAACUAAAUAAUUCCUAUUGAAUCUCCACUAAAGAGCUAUUACAGGUAUAUACUCCAUUUGUUAGAGAAAUACAUCAUCACAAUGUUCAGUUUUUUUGUUUAAAAUAAUGCCAUUAUGAUUUGUACAACAAACGGGAAGUUAAUGUGGUUUUCAUUAGGAUGACUACAGGGAAGUUUAUGUAAACUCGUUUUAUAAACAGCAUUCCUUAAAUUUUGUGUAAGUAAUGAUUAUUAAUAUUUAAUGGAUAUUUCUAGUAGCUAUGGCAUUUUUUUCUGCUGAUCACUUCCAAUAAAACAGUUUUCAUGAUAGAUCAACAUUAUACUUCUAGUGAAAGAUGUGCAAUGAAAUAUGGAAUUAAACUUCAAAAGAAGGUAUUAUUUUAGUCAUUUUAGAAGAAUGCAUUUGAUCAGUUUUUGUUCUCAUCAAUUUUAUGAAUAUUAUUUUGGACAUUAACAUGAUUUUAAACCAAUUUACCUGAAAAUGUACAUUUUAGGCUUAUUUUGGACAACAAUGAUUAAAACUUGUUUUAAAUCAAUUUUUCGUUUACAUCUGUUUGCGCAUGUACAUUGUAUUUAUAUGCUUUGAUAUGUAUAGUCCACAAAUAAAUUGGUAUUUAAAA